Messenger RNA from Aplosporella prunicola CBS 121167, 1310 nucleotides. RefSeq lists its product as uncharacterized. The transcript has 3 exons. The record is from RefSeq and is a predicted model, not a curated record. Bases 137 to 1114 code for a protein of 325 amino acids. Gene Ontology annotation, molecular function: ATP-dependent NAD(P)H-hydrate dehydratase activity. NCBI's taxonomy places the organism in Eukaryota, Fungi, Ascomycota, Dothideomycetes, Botryosphaeriales, Aplosporellaceae. Gene Ontology annotation, biological process: metabolite repair.
CUCUUGCUUCUUAACCCAUUCUACCUACACUUUUCCCACCACCACACGCCUACCUCACUCACACGCUGCUUUUCCAUACCCUACCCAACACACUGCAUAUCCCAAAGUCGUAAACAAGUAAUAAGCCGCAUUCACCAUGGCCAACGCUUCCAGGAAGGAGAUCCUCUCCAAGGUCUACAAGAUGGUUCCGCCCAUGCUUGAGAGCUUCCACAAGGGGCAAUUGGGCCGCGUAGGCGUCAUUGGCGGCAGCGAGGAUUACACAGGCGCGCCGUACUUCUCGGCCAUGGCAUCGGCGAAGCUGGGCUGUGAUAUGUCGCACGUCAUCUGCGAGCCUGGCGCCGGCGCCGUCAUCAAGACGUACAGCCCGAACCUAAUGGUGCACCCGUACAUGCGGCAAGCCAAGAACCUGGGCAGCAACGAGAGCGCCGAAAGCGUCGCCGAAGAAGUCAUCGGCAUGCUCUCGCGGCUGCACGUGAUAGUGAUCGGGCCCGGGCUAGGGCGCGACAGCCUGAUGCAAGACACGUGCGCGCGGGUGAUCCAAGAAGCGCGCAAGAAGAACCUGCCCUUCGUGCUGGACGCGGACGGGCUGUUCCUCGCGCAAACCCGGCCCGAGCUCGUCCACGGCUACAAAGAGUGCAUCCUGACGCCGAACGUGGUCGAGUUCGGGCGGCUUGCCAAAGCCAAGGGCCUCGAUGUCAGCGAGGGCGCGCCCGAGACGGUGUGCGCGCGACUCGCCAGCGCGUUCGGCGGCGUCACCAUCAUCCAGAAGGGCAAGGUCGACUACAUCAGCAACGGCGAGCAGACGCUCGUGUCCGAGGGCGAGGGCGGCUACAAGCGCUCGGGUGGCCAGGGCGACACGCUGACGGGCAGUCUGGCGACGCUGCUGGCGUGGCGCGCUGCCUACCUCGACAAGAUCUGGGACCAUGAUGGCGACUUGGGCGCCGCGGAGUUGCUCACGCUCGCUGCCUAUGGCGGCAGCACUAUCACCCGUGAAUGCUCGCGCAUCGCGUUCAAGGACAAGGGCCGCGCGCUGCAGGCGGGUGAUUUGACCGAGCAUGUGCACCAGGCUUUCUUGAACACGGUGGGCGAGCCGGGCGCCAAGCCUAACAUGUGAAAGGAUAGAACAGAGAGUCGGAAAAGCAGGCUGUAGAGCAGAGCAGUAGUCUGCCUGCCUGCGUGCUUACUUAGGCAGGGAAUGAGUAUGACGGAUACGACUUUGUACUAUACACGACUUUUUUAUUAAAGUAAUUCAGCGGCUUGCGUUUCGUUUUUUCUCUAGCACUGUUUGUUGGUUGUGGUUGUGAUGGGAU